Molecule: messenger RNA, 1716 nt
Organism: Centruroides sculpturatus (bark scorpion)
Lineage: Eukaryota; Metazoa; Arthropoda; Arachnida; Scorpiones; Buthidae
Exons: 4
Coding region: 1171-1659 (162 amino acids)
Source: RefSeq, a predicted model, not a curated record
GAAAAAUAGACCAAUAUUAUUUUUAGUUCAAAAAAAAAUAUAUAGUAGUUUGACGAUAGAAAUUAAAUUAAUUUACUUAUAUAUAAAUCACCUACGUAGGAUUUACCAAAAUUAAUCGUUUUAAGAAACUAUUGUUGUUAUAAAAUCAUAAAAUAGAUAAAAUAGAUUUCAUUUACAAAGUAGAAAAACUCAUUUUAACUUCAACUUUACACGUAAAAAUUACGAAGAUUUGCUCAAUAUUCCGGAUUUUUCUUAUUUAUAAUCAAUUUUUAUUUUUAUUUAAUUAAGUAAGUAUCGUAAUUAAUAAAAUAUUAGCAUGUAAUUAAAGCUACGAGCCUCUGAUCGGUAACGUUUCUACCAUAAGGACAUAGUAAGAUGUUUCGUUUUCGACUAAGAGUGACGUCAAAUAAGCAACCAAUGAGAAGCAUUUCUUCUCUGAGGCAACCUGAUAAUCUAAGACCUUGAUUUUUUCUUGCAAACGCUUCUGUACUAUACUAAUGAUUUUCGAUAUAUUAUGAUAUUUUCUCUGUAAAGGACAAAAUAUCUACAUUUAGAUAUAAAAUACUUACCCCCAUAUUCACCAACGCGAGUUAAACAGAGAGUUGAUGAACUCGAGGUUAGAUGUAACUCGAAGUCAGAUUACGAGUUACUCUUCUUUCGUAUUCAGAUAAAAAUUUAACUCUAGAGUUUCGCUACCCUAGAGUUAAUAUUUUAAAACAAUCCUGCGUUCGAGAUUAAACAAGUCUUCUUUCAUAAGCAGAGUUCUUAUUGGUUGAAAGCAAACACGUGUAUGAACCAGGGAGGAGACGAAUAGAAUAGAAUAGAAACACAUGUAGAAAAUGGCGGAAAGUGAAAUGGAAAGCUGUGCACGCCGCAAUUUUUCUAAUUUUGAGAAAGAAAUUCUUCUCGAAUUAGUCGAGAAACAUAAAAUUAUAAUAGAAAACAAAAAAACAAAUGCUGUUUCUUCAAAACAGAAAAGAGAUACCUGGGAGGUAUUAACGGAAGAAUACAAUGGAAUCCCGGGAGUGACGCUUAGAAAAAGUAAGCAGCUUUGGGACUGCUACAAAAACUUAAAAAAAAAGAGCCGUAAAAGAACAGGCUCAGAAAAAAACCGAAUUAUUUAAGACAGGAGGAGGAAACCCUCCUCCUGUCUUAAAUAAUUCGGAUGUAAUGUCUGAAAAACUCCUGUCGAUGGGAGUUUUAACACAGCCUUUAUAUAAUGGGUUUGAUAGUGAUGCCCAACCUAAUACAACAGAGAUAGCUGCAACUUUUGUAGAAAAUUCUCAAAGUAUAUGUGAUGUAUCUGCAUCUGAAGUUUCAGUUACACAUUUACCAGAAAUCACUAAUGUAAUGACUAUGGAAGUCAUUGAACCCACUGCAGAUUUUUAUAUUGAAAAUAUUGAUAAUCAGCAGAGUUCCACUAAUGAGAAAAAAAUUCAAAAUAAAAAAAGAAAACAGCCUGAAGCAGCUGAGGCAAUUUACGAACAAGCGAAGAAAAAAAAGCAAACUAUUGAAGAGGAGCAUGAAUUAAAAAUGAAAUUCAUGACAGAAGAACAUGAUUUGAAAAUGCUCCUAAUGAAAACACAAUUACAAGUCCAGCAAAAAAUAUUGCAAAUUUUAGAGGAUGAUCCAUCCAGUCUUAGAUUGCAAUUAAAUUAAUAUUGCAAUUAAUUUGUAAUACUUUUUUGCAAAAUAUAUAUUUAUAUACAGUGUAAA